This is a messenger RNA of Plasmopara halstedii, 681 nucleotides long. RefSeq lists its product as uncharacterized. Bases 1 to 681 code for a protein of 226 amino acids. The record is from RefSeq and is a predicted model, not a curated record. Lineage: Eukaryota; Oomycota; Peronosporomycetes; Peronosporales; Peronosporaceae. The transcript has a single exon.
AUGGAUAUACGCAACAAGCUAACGUUGGCGCCCCCGGCCCCUACUUCAGAUCUAUCAAGCAGUGUCAUCACACCAAGUGCCACCGCUGCAGGCAGGCCAUUCCAUUAUUUGACGGGUGGGCCAUCGGUAUCUCCAGCUUCGCACCUUGCACUUAGCUACGUCAUGCAGAACUCCGAAAUUGUCGAAGAUGUCAAGAACAAAGCAGCUCUAUCUUUUAUACUGACGUCAUCUGAUUCAGAAUCGGAUACUGAAAGAUUCAAAACUAAGCAUGGAUCAAUGACUGUAGUCACGCCUACGAAUCGCAAAUGUCUAGGAAAAUCGACUCGUUCCAAUGCUGUUUUACCUGGUCGAAAGGGUAGCAAGUAUUGUUCGGUUGAAGGAUGCACUAGUCGCGCCAAACACGCAAAGCGAUGCUGGAAACACGGUGGCUCGGUAAAAUGCAAAGUGCUUGGUUGUGUCAACCGUGCCAAGUCCAGAGGUGCCUGCUGGUCGCAUGGUGGUGGCACUGUGUGCUCUCUCGAGACGUGUGAGACCAUUUCAGUGUCCAACGGGUUUUGUUGGGCUCAUGGUGGUGGCAAACGCUGCCAAGUACCACAUUGUUCGAAGCCAGCGUAUGAGCGCACACUGAACUAUUGUCAAACGCACUUUGAUGAACUGAGUACCACUGAUCCUAGAGUGUGA